Molecule: messenger RNA, 6102 nt
Organism: Malurus melanocephalus (red-backed fairy wren)
Lineage: Eukaryota; Metazoa; Chordata; Aves; Passeriformes; Maluridae
Gene: GMPR
Product: guanosine monophosphate reductase
Exons: 9
Coding region: 365-1402 (345 amino acids)
Biological process (GO): nucleotide metabolic process
Cellular component (GO): GMP reductase complex
Molecular function (GO): GMP reductase activity
Source: RefSeq, a predicted model, not a curated record
UGCCCUUAAGGCCGCCGCCGUGCCGCCGGCGCCUCGCCCCCCACGGGGCGGUUGCGGGCGGGCGACGCAUCCCCGUGUGGCCCUCACCGCACACUGCCGGCCGGAGAGGCGGGGGUGGCUGCGGCGGGGAAAGGAGCAGGGGCCGGCCAGCCGCUCGGCUAAAAACAGCCCUCGCCUAAUAAAGCGAUGGGGCCGAGUGCCCGCGCCCUAUAAAUACGCUCGGUGCACGGCCCGCRGGCUUUGGCCGGCGUGGCUCGGCUCGGCUCUGCAGGCGGCACGGUGCAGCCAGCGCAGCGGGGCCGCCACUGCCGCCGCCUCUGCCGCCAGGACAGCCCCAGCCCCCGCAGCCUGACACCCCAGCAAGAUGCCCCGGGUAGACGCAGACCUCAAACUGGACUUUAAAGAUGUCCUGGUCAAACCUAAAAGGAGCAGCCUCAAAAGCAGAUCAGAGGUCGACCUCACACGCACCUUCACCUUCCGUAACUCCAAGCAGACAUACACAGGAAUUCCCAUUAUAGUGGCAAACAUGGACACUGUGGGGACAUUUGAAAUGGCUGUGGUUAUGGCAAAACAUGCAAUGUUCACUGCAAUUCACAAGCAUUAUUCUCUGGAAGAAUGGAAACUGUUUGCUGCCAAUCACCCAGAAUGCCUUGAGCAUGUAGCAGCAAGCUCAGGUAGCGGACAAGAUGAUUUGAACAGGUUGAAAAGUAUUCUAGAGGCCAUUCCACCUAUCAGAUUCAUCUGCCUGGACGUGGCAAAUGGCUAUUCAGAGUAUUUUGUGGAGUUUGUGAAGUCUGUCCGUGCCCUGUUCCCCCAUCACACCAUUAUGGCAGGCAAUGUGGUGACAGGAGAGAUGGUAGAAGAACUUAUUCUUUCUGGAGCAGAUAUUAUUAAAGUGGGUAUUGGACCAGGUUCUGUGUGUACCACUCGGAUUAAGACAGGGGUGGGCUAUCCACAGCUAAGUGCUGUUAUUGAGUGUGCAGACUCAGCACAUGGCUUGAAAGGACAUAUCAUCUCUGACGGAGGAUGCAACUGCCCAGGAGAUGUCGCCAAAGCGUUUGGAGCCGGUGCUGACUUUGUCAUGAUUGGAGGAAUGUUUGCAGGCCAUGACCAGAGUGCUGGAGACAUUAUAGAAAAGAAUGGAAAGAAGGUGAAACUAUUCUAUGGAAUGAGCUCUGAUACAGCCAUGAUGAAGCAUGCAGGAAGGGUUGCUGAAUACAGGGCUUCRGAGGGCAAGACUGUGGAGGUACCAUACAAAGGGGAUGUGGAACACACCAUCCUGGACAUCCUUGGGGGGCUGCGCUCCACCUGCACCUACGUGGGAGCUGCCAAACUCAAGGAACUGAGCAAGAGAACGACGUUUAUCCGGGUCACCCAGCAGCACAACGAGGUCUUCUCCUAGCCUAGACCUAGGGGGCUGGAGAGAGGGGUGGGGGAGAAGAGCACGAAGGGCAGCUCUUUUCCUUUGCUUUCUCCUCCAUAUUGUGUUAGCGGCAAACUUCCCUCUGUCAGAAUGGCAGUGUCAUAGCCAUUCAAGGGCCUAUGGCUGGGAUUUGGAAGGGGAAGGUCAUGCUGUUAACACAGUGCCAUUGAUUCAGAAUGCAAUAGCCUCAUCUUUUAUUGUUGUGCCUAUUUUAGUUUUUAAUCAACAUUUCUUCACCUGUUUUUUUCCCCCUCUGAAAAAUAGCUGCUGAAACCUCAAUUAACAAGGAAUWUGCUUGUGCAGACAUGGCUAUUAACGCCUACACACAUUCACACAUUCCUUUUUUUAAGACUGACCUAUCAGCUACCACCUCUUUCUGGCAGUGCACCUCUCAGAAAUUGCAGGCUGGGAGAGAARGAGAUGCAAAGAAUUGCAUAGAGAAAUUAAAAAAAUUAAAUUCUCCUAAUCUUUUUCCUGGCCAAAGAGUGGAUGUUGGGGCACAGCUGCCAGCCUGCAGAAUGUCAGAGGUGGAUGGUAGAUGAGGCCUGGCUGCUGAUGACAUGUGAUGCUAAAAAUGCCAGAUCUCUAUCACACUUAGUUCACAGGGCUGGUAUUGCUUUCUUACUUAAAUAUCCCUAUUCAAUGGGCUUGCCUUUUCAAAUAAGCUGGCACUGAAUGUAUCAAAACUGUGCUGGCCCUCCUGCCCCCAUCUGAGGAGAUCACUCAGGUGAACACUUUUCAGAGCUUGCCUGCUUUUUCAUGAGUGCAGUUAAUKAAUUACCUGAGUUCCUGCUUUUACCUGCUCUCUGGGAACAGGUUGUUAAGAAACUCAGCAACCGUAACCCUGACAAGGAGAGACGGUUCUUGCGGUUCUCCCUGUUCCCUUGCCUGCUCACGUCCAUUUAGCAAAAAGACAUAAAAAUACUGUGCAGUGCAUUGUCUGUAGCCAGGUGGAGGAGGCCAGAGGGAUCAAAUUGCCUUCUGGUUAUGUGGUACCACUUAUUUGCCGUCCUUGACACCAUGUAAAGCAAGACAGAGCUUUUGGCAGAACAGUCUUGUCUGAUUACAAGACACUGCCACGCUGGGAUGGAGUUAAAGCAUUUGCUCUWAAGGCAGUAAUGAAUGUUUGAGACUCUGGGUAACACUUCAGUAAAGUGUAAUGGCCUGCUAAUUAAUUGAUAAAUCACAACAAAAAUUUCUUUGGAAAUACACAUGGCAUCCACAUGAAUACCAUAGUAGCUCAUUAUGAUAAAUGAUGUAAAAGUGAGCACCAAUGAAUUAGUAAUGCUUGGCCACUUACUUUAAACCGCUGCUGAGAUCAUAAUGUGGCUGAUGUUACUUCAGUACUUCAGAGUUUUACUUCCCCUUCCUGUAGACAUCUGUGGAAAGAAGCAGGCUUCCUUUGAAAAGCAAAAAAGUAAUCUGUAGGAAAAGGAAUAGUAAAGAGAGACUCUAGAAUUAAAAGUCAUAGGCUGGACUGCUGAAAGAGCCAUGCAUGAGGACUGGUACAAUGGACCGCGCAGAGAAGCAAAUCCAGGCCACAGGCUGAUCCCUGGUGAUUUUGAAGUGUGUUGUGCACAUUAGAAAAAGCACAGGAUAUUUUUUAAAUUGCCCARUAUUUUAAAUGUCUUCCAUUUAACAUGUAGGACAUACUUCUUAAUUGUGGGAUGACCUCUUCUUCUGCUUUGGAAGUGGACAAGGGCCUUAAUGUGAGCACAGGUCAUGCUUGCACUGGCUGCAAGGACCAUUUGUCCUGCCCACAUAUAAUAAAGAAAUGUGAAUGCAGAAGGUCCCAUGAAUCCAGGCCCAGAUCUCAGUUCCCUCCAGCCUGGAAGUCUCAUUUUAAGAAAAUGCCAGGCUUCUUUACACAAAAAGGCACUGCGAGCCACUACUGCUUUCACCUGCACUAGGCCCAGAGCAUGGGCAGCAACCUCUCUGCAUCAGUACAACUUUAGGACAGCGCUGUUCUUCUAUUAAUAUGCUGUAAAGGGGAGGGGGGACAGAAGCAAAUGGACACCUUUGUCAGGAGUGGGGUUAGACCACCAGGGCCCAGGCCUGACCACAGGUGUGUCUCCACACUGGUGCCUUCACAUGUGGGAAGCGCAGCACUCUGCUGGUCCCAUGCCCACUCUCGCUAGCGCUUUUCUACUUUUUUUAGCUACAUUUCUAAGUGGAAUUUAAGAAAUACAUAGGCAUAGAAAAAUAUAUGUAUUUAUAAACCUUUUUUUAAAAGAUCAUGCACACACCAAACCGAGCAGCUUUAUUAUACAUCCUUAGAACAGUUUCUUUUCCAAAGGGCAGGUUCUGGGGCGCAAGGGGAAGCUGCCUCUUCACAAAUGUGGCAAAUGGGGCCACUCUUACACCUGCUUUCCUUCCCCUCCUGCACAUACCUCUGAUCACUGAAUAAUAGGACAGGGAUAGGCUAAUCUUAAAUUGUACCCCAAAUUCUUCAGGCUGUGAACGACAUUGAUGCCAUGAAUAGUGACUGAUAAAGUUUUGACUUGAARUGUUUGGUUUUCUGAACAGCAGGUCUUACCAUUGUUUUGAUAAGCAGCAUGUUUUCUUUUAUUUUCUUCUUUCCAGAAGUGAGCAGGAGAAAGAAGUGAGAUGCAGAAAGGCUGAACUGGUGGCAUGUCUGCAUCUCGCCUAGUUACAUGUGAAUUUUGUUCAGGAAAAACCCUCAGCUAUGUCAGUGCUCACCAYUGACACUGUGCAGCUCUGAGACAGGCUGGAAAACUUAAAAAAAAAAAUAAAAAGAGUUUGAGUCGUUCUUUUAACUCCUAUUCCUGUGCUGCAGUAGCUGCCCUUAUCUACACUUAGCUAGGUUAGCUCCAGGUCCUGUACCCUGCUCAAGCCUGCUGYCACUCCCACAAGGAACUGAGACAGGGAGCUGGGAACACACUUUGUUUUGCAGGAUAGUGCAAGUCAAGACCACAACCACUGACAAAUGCCAUGUGCCAUUUGUGGAUCUACCUCACCUGCACGUCUAACUAGGUUCUUUGUUACUCAGUGUCCUGUAGGAAAUGAAAUUUGUAAGUACUUAAUAAUGCUUAAUGUUGAGUGAUUCUGCAAGACCAGGUCUUCUCUAAACCUACACCCCAACCCCAUCCUGUGCAGAGGAAUGCUGUGAGUGUGACAGCCUGUGCUGUAGGCUGAGGCCAUUCCUGCUUCCCCCAGCCAGGCAAUUGCUGAGCUCCCAAGCAAUGUUGAGGUUCGGYCCACUAGCUUCACAGUGGUGCAGUUUAACAUACCAAAGACCUACAAGUGGGGAUGGUGAAAAGGAUAACAUGCAUCAUUAAAGCAAUCCCUGCUGAGCAUGUCUGCCUGUGGCUUCUUGAAGUACAAAGACACCUCUGACAUCCCUGGCGCACACAGUCCUGCUCUGGGGUUGCCUUGCUGCAGCACGUUUUGCGCGGUGGGCUCCUGCCCACACAGCCUGGCUUAGUGGAACUUCCUUGGGAGGGAAGGGUUUGGCACAGGAGCAGCCUUGCUCUCUCCGCAGUGACUGUGGUUGCAAGGCSUGCAUGUGGACACCUCUUUGUAGGUGUGAGGCCAGUUGUUCAAGGGUUGGGCCUUGGACCAGCAUCCUGACAAGCAAAGCAAGGCAUGCAGGUCUCUGUUCUCUGGACAAAAUGCACUCCCAUCUGCUCAUUGGAACAGCCAGUCCCCGUGGGCCAUGGGGGGCGGGGGCUUUCUUGGUGUGAUUUUCUUCUCCAYUGGGGCAUGGUGGGGUUGAAUGUAGGAUGGGGAAACCCUGUAAAUAUGGAGAGUUGUAAGCAUUUGGGGGAGCUCUUUCCAUACAAAAUGUGCCUGUAUCUUCCUUUCAGCUAGUCAGUAGCAGAGGUUUAAAGGAUGGGGAUAAGGAAGAAAUGCAGCAGCUGUUGGCCAAGCCCACUGUGUUGGGACAGGKGCUUUCAGUCAAGGACACGAUGAGAAUUUGAAACUUUCCUGAACGAAGCACUCCCUACUUUAUACCUAUUGAACUCCACUUUUGUGACAGACUUGUUGUUACAGCUUUCUGCCAAUGUAUGUACAAUGUCUAUCCAUCACCAUCUCACAUCGUCUUCAGGGGAUGCUGCUGUUUAGUUGCUAAUACCAGUUUGUACCAAAAAUUCUUUUCUGGAGCCAGGAGGGCUUUUGCAACCAGUGUCAGAUUUGGCCUUGUGUCAAAGAGAGGGGAUAAAAAGAGCCAAGGCCCAAGAUCAGUGGUUUGUCCUCCGCAGCAACCAGGGCCAGCAGGUGGGAGAGGGCCAGCCUUUCCCAGUGGACUGGGAGCUGCUGGGGGCAGGGGUGUCUUGAGUAGAGGCUGGCACAGCUCUGCACCCCUAACACAGGGUGGACCACUCCCAGCAGUCUUCCCUUCACUUGUGGUCACCCAGGUGCUUAAGUGAGCCCUCCCUAGCAUGUGAGCCAGUGUUUACUGGCUGAAGUUUUCAGACAUAAAUCAGUAAUUCAGAGUCCAGAACUCCCUGGCAUUGCUUCUGAUACCUGUGAAAUGCUUCUGUGUAAUUGGCCAAAAAGCUGAUGAGCUUUCAGCAUUUUGCUGCCCUGCUCGGCCCUGCUGAGAUGGUGAUGAGAGUGCUGCUCCCCUUCCCUCUGCUGUGGCAUCCAUGUGUGCAUGGUGCAAUCAUCCAAACUGCUCUGAAAUUUUUGUUAUGCAAUAAAGAGCUUCACCCUGA